Didymodactylos carnosus is the source of this 597-nucleotide messenger RNA. Lineage: Eukaryota; Metazoa; Rotifera; Eurotatoria; Philodinida; Philodinidae. The record is from the annotation of a GenBank genome assembly.
AAAAUCGGGACAAUUAAUGGGCAAACAAGAAAAAUAUGCUCUUGGGAUCUUCCGUAAAUUCAAUGCUGUUUCAUGAAAAAAGUUUUUAGAGAGCUCGGAGACGUCUCAUUUCGUCCAGAAAUCUUUGCUCCUUGAAUUUGAAUAAACUAAUGAUAAAAAGUUCAAUUAUACUUGUACACAAGAAAGUCAAUAAAUACACAGGGGGUAUUUCUACACAAUUCUACACAACAUGAAGAUAAUUAUUCAUUAGAUUUUGAAAAUUUAAUACCAACAGGACGUAUAUUAAUUGAUCGUAAAUGUCUUAUUGAAAUGCAAAAUGAACCAACAUUAGAAAAAGAUGAAACAUCUGGAUCACGUUUAUUGGCACGUUUUAUACAUGGUUGCUCAACAAGAAAUAUUUAUACAAUUCAAACAAUUGAUUUAAACUUUUUAAUAAAACAAAAUUCAUUUGGUGAAAAUCAAAUAUUUGAAUUAUUAACUCCUAAGACUGAAAAAUGGAUCGUUAUGAUUGUAAAAGAUCCAUGGUUAAAAACUACAUUGAUUGAAGAUAUUGAAUUUAAGAAAUCAUCUGCACAAUUAAAUAAAGUACAAAAUUAA